AUGAUGGAAGAACAAACAAUGACCUCAAUUCGAAAUUCUUCAACUCCAAAAUGGUUGAGAUUGAUUGCAACAAUUUAUACUUAUUUAAUGAUUUUCCUUUCAAUAAUUUUUGGAUUGAUUACUCAAAUUUCACUUUGGAUACUUUUAUUCCCUUACCUCCUUUAUAAUGAAAAAUUCAAGAUAAUAAUAAUGGGUCAAGUCUUUAGAUUUUGGAAUGCUCUUCUGGUUAUCUGGACAAAUCCUUUCUGGUCAGUUAAAGUGACUAAAAAGCCAAGAAAAAAUUACACUCCAAGUAACACCCUUUUAAUGACUAAUCACCUCUCAACAGCGGAUCCUUGGAUAGUUUCUUCAAGCCAUUUUCCCUGGGAAUUCAAAUAUGUCUACAAAGCUGACUUGCUUAAAGUUCCCAUUAUCAAUUGGUCUAUAUCACUAAGUUAUGAUAUUCCAAUUUAUUUCACUAAGGAAAAGGGUGGAUGGGGAGUUAAGAGCGGAACAAUUAAACCCAUGUUUAAUAGAUGUGCUGAACUUCAAAAAUUGGGAAUUGGCCAAGUUAUUUAUCCUGAAGGAACUAGAUCUAGACUUAGAAGAUUACAACCGUUCAAAGACGGUUUCUUUAAAUUCGCAAUUGAAAACGAGUGUGAAAUUCUUCCUGUUGUCUCCCAUAACAACUGGUCUCUUUGGCCUUUAGGAGAAUCCCUCCUUGAUUUAGGUACUGCUUACGUUGCAUAUGGAGAACCCAUUCAAGUCACCAAAGACAUGGAUCUUGAACAACUUAAGCUGAAGGUUCAAUCAGCAAUGAUGGAACUUUUUAAAUACUGCCCUACACACAAUCCAGAACUUGAACAACCACUAUCUGCUUCUUCUUCUACUCGUGGACAUGGGAUUACUGGAUCAAACUGA
Messenger RNA from Cryptosporidium ubiquitum, 900 nucleotides. RefSeq names its product glycerol-3-phosphate acyltransferase. The record is from RefSeq and is a predicted model, not a curated record. Bases 1 to 900 code for a protein of 299 amino acids. Gene Ontology annotation, cellular component: endoplasmic reticulum. Gene Ontology annotation, molecular function: 1-acylglycerol-3-phosphate O-acyltransferase activity. NCBI's taxonomy places the organism in Eukaryota, Apicomplexa, Conoidasida, Eucoccidiorida, Cryptosporidiidae. The transcript has a single exon. Gene Ontology annotation, biological process: phosphatidic acid biosynthetic process.